AUGGAGUUCAACCCCUUCUUCGAAACCCGCUUGGAAGUCGCUGGUGAUGGCCUGUUUGAGCUAGUCAUUCCACGGCCCCCCUCGCGUCAAUACCGCGCAGUCUUUCACACAUAUCCACAUCUGACAGAGUAUCAUACGGGUGACCAGUUUCGACCACACUCUUCAAAUCCAGGGCUGUCGCGAUAUGAGGGCCGGUGUGACGACAUAAUUUUCCUAAAGAAUGGGGAAAAACUCAAUCCGAUCGAUGCAGAGAAAUCAUUCGAGUUAGAUCCUCUCGUUGACCGAGCCAUUAUUCUAGGUCAGGAUCGAUUCCAGGUUGUCGUGCUUAUUGAGCCCUUGUGGAACGAGUUGCCUUCGGACUGGACGCCAGCAUGGUUUAGAGAAAAUCUGAAGCCGCGAGUAGACCGUGCCAAUUCCCUCCUACCGGCGCACAGUCAAGUCUUCUACAGCCAUGUUAUUUUCGCGUCUCGCGAUAUGCCUCUAGCCAGGGCUCCUAAAGGGUCACUGCGUCGCCGGGAAAUCGCUAGCACCCAAGGGUCCUUAAACCUGAACCGGGUCGAAACAGAGCAAUGGUUCCACGAUGUGGUUGGCCGGAUUCUGGGCCAGGACAAAGUCGGUUUAGACACAGAUGUCGUCGCAUUAGGAAUGGACUCAUUGCAAGCGAUUCGCCUUUCUCGGGCUUUGCAAGAUGCCACAGAGAAGAACGGCGUGACAGGAGGCCCUCCUUGGAUCCCAGCCACCAUAUACGAAAUGGCAACAGCUCGCCGAAUGACACAUGGGAAGGAUUGGAUCCCAGAGCUACGGGUUGCAUGCUGA
This is a messenger RNA of Aspergillus affinis, 816 nucleotides long. RefSeq lists its product as uncharacterized. Bases 1 to 816 code for a protein of 271 amino acids. The record is from RefSeq and is a predicted model, not a curated record. NCBI's taxonomy places the organism in Eukaryota, Fungi, Ascomycota, Eurotiomycetes, Eurotiales, Aspergillaceae. The transcript has 2 exons.